Molecule: messenger RNA, 1306 nt
Organism: Rhododendron vialii
Lineage: Eukaryota; Viridiplantae; Streptophyta; Magnoliopsida; Ericales; Ericaceae
Product: mitochondrial outer membrane protein porin 2
Exons: 6
Coding region: 194-1024 (276 amino acids)
Biological process (GO): monoatomic anion transmembrane transport
Cellular component (GO): mitochondrial outer membrane
Molecular function (GO): voltage-gated monoatomic anion channel activity
Source: RefSeq, a predicted model, not a curated record
GCUACCGAAUCCACGGUCCAAACCUGCCUGUGACCAAAUAAAGGUCACAGGCAUCGUGAACGUCUCGCUUUCCUCUCCCCCCUACGAUUCAGCCCCAUUUUCGUGGCCACCACGAAAUUCCCCCCCUUCAUCACAGGUCCCGGCGAUUCACACACUCCGAGCACUCUCUCUCUCUCUCUAAAAAUCUGCAAACAUGAGCAAGGGACCUGGACUCUUCUCCGAUAUUGGCAAGAAAGCCAAAGAUCUGCUUACGAAGGACUACAUCACCGACCAGAAAUUCUCGGUUUCUACCUACAGUGACACUGGAGUGGCCAUCACGUCAACUGCAGUGAAGAAAGGAGGGCUAUCUGCUGGGGAUGUGGCGACACAAUACAAAUACAACAACACAGUACUUGAUGUCAAAUUUGAUACAGAAUCAAAUAUCUCGACAACUUUAACUGUCACUGAUAUCAUCCCAUCAACAAAAGCUAUUGCAUCAUUCAAACUUCCUGACUACAACUCUGGCAAGCUAGAGGUUCAGUACUACCAUUACCAUGGAACCUUCACUACGGCUGCUGCUCUGAACCAAUCCCCUGUUGUUGAUAUUUCAGCAACAAUCGGCACUCCAACUAUUGCCUUUGGUGCUGAGGCAGGCUAUGAGACCAAUUCUGGCAAAUUUUCCAAGUACACUGCUGGUGUUAGUGUGAACCAACCAGACUCUUGCGCUUCAAUCAUUUUGGGCGAUAAAGGAGAUUCUAUAAGGGCAUCAUACGUGUACAAUUUCGACCAAUUAAAGAAGAGUUCCACUGUUGGAGAGAUUACUAGAAGGUUUUCCACGAACGAGAACACAUUUACUGUGGGAGGAUCAUAUGCAGUUGAUAACCUGACAUUGGUCAAAACAAAGCUCAACAAUCAUGGGAAGCUUGGGGCCGUCUUGCAGCAUGAACUGAUACCCAAAUCGGUUCUGACCAUCUCUAGUGAGUUCGACACUAAGGCCUUGGACAAGACUCCCAGGUUUGGGUUGGCCCUUGCUCUCAAGCCUUGAUGGAUGUUCUGCCAUUGAUGAUAUCUUGUUGGAGUUCGAUACCCUCUUGAUAUUUUUUUUGUGGGUGGCUCUUGAAAGGAGCGCUCAAUAAUUAGUUGAAUAGAGAGAUUUGUUUUAGGUUCUUGAUGAAUGGAUGAUUGUUUGGUACUUGGGCAUUGCCAUUGGGGCUUUCCAUCUGUAUUCCUUCUAUUUCCUUUAAGCAUGAAGUUUGCACAUUAUUUUGUCUUGACGUGGGGAGCUUUUUCGGAAUUGAUUUAGAAAUUAGAAGUAUUGCUUAUUCCA